UCCACUUGGUCAUUGCACUGGACAAGUGGCAGUCUGAUUUCAAUCUUUUGCUGGCAACAAGGAUGUCCUCGGUGUCAUCUCCUUCCUUUAUUCUGAACUAGAUGAAUGAUCAUUUGGACUAAGAAGAUAAAAUGGCACCCAAAGCACCUCCUAAACCUCCACCACCAAAGAAUGUUUUCGAGCGAUUCGGUGACUACCUGGAUUCAGAUCAAGGCAAACAAAGAACUAAAAUACUGGUGGUCCUCUUCUUCCUUCUUGCUGUGCUGAUGAGCUAUCUGUACAAAGUUGAAGUGAAUAAGGGUGAGGGGCUUAAAAAAGCAGUGGCUUCAAUUCGGCAAUUUGCUGUGGAUUACGAUCCAAGUUUAUUAGACAAAACUGAUUUGGAGGUCCUUGCUGCAGUUCAUCACUUUACAUUGAAGCUGUUGAAUUGGACCCUAAAGAACGAAGAGCUAGAACAAGAACUUAAAAUUCUUAUUGAAAUGGUUCCAGCCUGGCAUGCGUUCGAAAAAAAUCUCUACUACUUUUCUAAUGAAAGGAAAACUUGGAAGGAGGCUCGUCAAGACUGUCUAACAAGGCAUACUGCAGAUUUGGUUUCUUGUAGAUAUGGUGAAGAACAAGGCUUUAUAGAUAAUAUGGCACUUAAAAAGAACCGCGACUAUUGGGUUGGACUCUAUAAGAACGCCAGUGUUCGUGGUGGGCUGUUGUGGCUAAAUGGAUUAGUUGCAGGAACUUUGUACUGGAGUGGAGGGCAACCAGAUGGUGGAGAUAAAGAAAACUGCAUUGUUACCGUACCUCCCUGCUCAAUUAAGAACUGUUGGCAUGAUGCUCCUUGUGCAGAGAAAAGAUACUUUUGUUGUAAGAUGAGACCAAAUGACAUCUGGUUCUACUAGCUAAUUCAAGAUGGUGGAAUCUGAGUAUGAGAUCUCCAAACCCAGCGGCAUUGGCACUAAUAAAUGCAUGGUGGGAACCA
Molecule: messenger RNA, 970 nt
Organism: Crotalus tigris (Tiger rattlesnake)
Lineage: Eukaryota; Metazoa; Chordata; Lepidosauria; Squamata; Viperidae
Product: C-type lectin domain family 4 member K-like
Exons: 8
Coding region: 132-890 (252 amino acids)
Molecular function (GO): signaling receptor activity
Source: RefSeq, a predicted model, not a curated record